AUGGGGGCAGCGCGGGGGGGAGAGGGGGGGUUGAGAUGGAAGUUUGAGGUGAGGUUGCGAGAUCGCGAGCCAAGCGAGGAGUUGAGGAGACAGACGUGGAUUGGGUGUAGAACUUAUGGUGGAAGUACGCAGCGGUAUGACAGACGCAUGCCCGGGGCUAGUAGUGCCUUGGCAACGGCACAACCUGGCGAACCAACCUCGAGUCAUUUCAGGGAUGGUACGGUACGUAUUAUCGACGGACGGCUUGCUGGUAUCAUGCAUAAACAUCAGUGUAAAUGCCACUGGAGUCAGUGGUUUAUUAAGGUUUGACUGUAACAGCGACAGAAGCCGGUCAGUUUUGCACAACCUUGGAAUGUCUACUCCGUACGCCAGGUACUGACUACAGACUACCUACAACACUUUCAGCCGGGUUAUAU
Blastomyces dermatitidis ER-3 is the source of this 416-nucleotide messenger RNA. RefSeq lists its product as uncharacterized. The transcript has 4 exons. Bases 1 to 309 code for a protein of 102 amino acids. The record is from RefSeq and is a predicted model, not a curated record. Lineage: Eukaryota; Fungi; Ascomycota; Eurotiomycetes; Onygenales; Ajellomycetaceae.